UCCUGAAGCAGGACUCUGCAGUACCGAGUUUUUGCAGCAUUGCUUCCAGGGUAGUGGCUCCAGUCUGCGCGAAGUGGUAUCACCUAUCACCAAACUCAUUCUGCCAGCUGCUCCGCCCACCGAGCCCCGCCCCCAGGCCGCCCCUUACUCAACUGUCACGUGCUGGCGGCUGGCCAAUCACAGGGGCGCAUGGGGCCAGACAGAAUUGGAAGCGUGAGUCGAGGACGCUCAGACGUUCCCCGCGACCCGCACGGGCCCGAUGUCUCGCGGUGGAUCAGACCCUGAGCAGCGCCAGCGGACCUCAGAGGCGGACGCCACCUCCGCAGCCUUCCGGUCCAGCGGAUGAGUGGGUGCUGGUGUCAGCUCACCGCAUGAAGCGGCCUUGGCAAGGGCAAGUGGAGCCCCCGCUUCUGAAGACCGUGCCUCGCCAUGAUCCUCUCAACCCUCUGUGUCCCGGGGCCACUCGGGCUAACGGAGAGGUGAAUCCCCACUACGAUGGCACCUUUCUGUUUGACAAUGACUUCCCAGCUCUGCAGCCUGAUGCUCCAGACCCAGGACCCAGCGAUCACCCUCUUUUUCGGGCGGAGGCUGCUCGAGGAGUUUGUAAAGUCAUGUGCUUCCACCCUUGGUCGGAUGUGACGUUGCCUCUCAUGUCGGUCCCUGAGAUCCGGGCUGUCGUCGAUUCAUGGGCCUCAGUCACAGAGGAGUUGGGUGCUCAGUACCCUUGGGUACAGAUCUUUGAAAAUAAAGGAGCCAUGAUGGGUUGUUCCAACCCCCACCCCCACUGCCAGGUGUGGGCCAGCAGUUUUCUGCCAGAUACGGCUCAACGUGAGGAACGGUCUCAGAAGUCCUAUUACAGCCAGCACGGAGAGCCCCUGCUGAUCGAGUACAGCCACCAGGAACUACUCAGGAAGGAACGUCUGGUCCUAACCAGUGAGCACUGGUUAGUGCUGGUCCCAUUCUGGGCGGUGUGGCCCUUCCAAACAUUGCUGCUGCCCCGUCGACAUGUGCGGCGGCUGCCUGAGCUGACCACUGCUGAGCGAGAUGAUCUAGCGUCCAUUAUGAAGAAGCUGUUGACUAAGUAUGACAACCUAUUUGAGACAUCUUUUCCAUACUCCAUGGGCUGGCAUGGUGCUCCCACAGGAUCAGAGGCUGGGGCCAACUGGGACCACUGGCAGCUGCAUGCUCAUUACUACCCUCCACUUCUGCGAUCUGCCACUGUCCGGAAAUUCAUGGUUGGCUAUGAAAUGCUGGCCCAGGCCCAGAGGGAUCUCACCCCCGAGCAGGCUGCAGAGAGGUUACGGGCACUUCCUGAGGUGCACUACUGCCUGGGGCAGAAGGACAGCGAGGCAACAGCCAUUGCCUGACCACAAGGCUUUGAGUCCUUCUGCCAGAGGAGACUGAGGCGUGGAGUUUGGGCAGAUGUAGCAUCAAUAAAGUUAACUUAAAACUUUAA
This is a messenger RNA of Cavia porcellus (domestic guinea pig), 1456 nucleotides long. RefSeq names its product galactose-1-phosphate uridylyltransferase (gene Galt). The coding region runs from base 372 to 1367 and encodes 331 amino acids. Gene Ontology annotation, biological process: beta-D-galactose catabolic process via UDP-galactose, Leloir pathway. Lineage: Eukaryota; Metazoa; Chordata; Mammalia; Rodentia; Caviidae. Gene Ontology annotation, cellular component: cytoplasm. The record is from RefSeq and is a predicted model, not a curated record. Gene Ontology annotation, molecular function: zinc ion binding; UDP-glucose:hexose-1-phosphate uridylyltransferase activity. The transcript has 11 exons.